AUGGAAAUCUGGUGUGAUGCCAGCAACCAUGCAGUCGGUGCGCCGCUCGUCCAACAAAAGAACAGAAAACUGAUAGAUGCAAUUGCUACGAAGAAACCAAGACUGAAAGUGGAAAGAUGUCACAGGAAACGUAGUACUGCUGGACUGAAAGACGCCCAAUAUGUGGAGUAG
Molecule: messenger RNA, 171 nt
Organism: Paramuricea clavata
Lineage: Eukaryota; Metazoa; Cnidaria; Anthozoa; Malacalcyonacea; Plexauridae
Source: the annotation of a GenBank genome assembly